CUCUCUCUCUUUCUCCCUCUCUCUCUCUCCACCUUCUCUCUCUUGGGAUAAGCGAUGCCAAACGGGAACAAAGCGGCGUGAAAGCUGGACGGUUUUGUAGAAUGAGCGGGCGCGUGCUGAACGGCAAAAUGCUGCAGCUCCCGGCUCCACGGCGCGCGGGGAGGACAAUGCACUUUCUGUCAAGUUGGGAUGAGAGCAGUUCUAUCAGCAGUGGUCUGAGUGACGGCUCAGACAACCUGAGCUCUGAGGAGUUCAACACGAGUCCCACUCUCAACUCCCUUCCCACCACUCCAAUCGGCUCCCGCAGAAACUCAGCCAUAGUGAUGCGCACGGAUGCAGAGAAGAGAUCUCUGGUGGAGAGCGGUCUGUCCUGGGACUCUGAUGAUACCAAACCCAGCCGCAAGAGCCAGGGCGGCAGCAUCUACGACACAGGAAGUCUCAAGUCUGAAUCAGCCAAUAAAUGGAAAAAGACAAGGCCGCCGGGGGAGGGGCUGGAAGGAGGGAAGGGCGAACUUAAGAAACCUCAAACCCUGGGUCAAGGAAAUGUGUUGAAGAAAGGAAGAAACCCACCUGUGGGAGUCACAUCCCCGAUCACCCACACCUCUCAGAGUGGGUUGAAAGUAGCAGGUACAGUAAAGUCAGAUGGGAAGCCCAUGGAUAAGUCUCGGUUAGCAGUGAAGACUUCAGGUCUUCAGCGCUCCUCUUCUGAUGCUGGUAAAGACCACCGGAAUGGCACCAGUGGUGGUGAACAACGUAAACCUCCAUCCGGCCUGGUCAGGCCCUCAACGGGUGGAAACUUUGGCUUCAAGAAACCCACCACAGCUACCAGUAAUGGGACAAACAAUGCCAGUAUGCACACUGUGAUGAGCACAGGUGGCAGUGCCAUACCCAGCGGCUCUGCCACUGUGGGGAAGAUUCCCAAAACAUCGGGUAUUCCUGUCAAACCAGGUGCUGGUGGUGGUGGUGGUGGAGGACGUAAGACAAGUCUGGAUGUUUCAAGCAGCGACCAGAGUGGUUUUCUGUCGCCUAAUGCCAGGACGUCUCUCCAGUACCGCUCUCUGCCUCGUCCUGCCAAGACAAGCACCCUGACUCUAACCCGGCCGAGCUCAGCUCGCCCAGUGAGCACUACCAUGGACACAGGCUCUGGACUGAUCAAACCCUCCACUACAGCACCCCAGGGCUCGAGGCUCAAAGAACCCGCCUCAGGGCUUAACUCUGGAACAGGGUUGAGUAAGGCAGGGGGUCGUGGCAUCCCAAGUCCCAGUCCUGUCAAUCAAACAGACAGAGAGAAAGAGAAAGAGAGAGCCAAAGCCAAAGCUGUUGUGUCUGACUCUGAGUGUGGAGGCGCGUCUCUGAAGGGCAGUCCUGCUCAGACCCCCUCAGAGAACGGAGGGAAGCUCCAGGGUCUAAGACCUCCAAGCACUCUGCCCUCACCCAACACACACAGAUUAUCUGGGGUACGCAGCCUGGUGAAGCCUCCAUCCAUGGCCCAGCUUGAUAAGCUGAACUCCAACAGCCUGGAGGUUGGGGUACAGGACUCCCUGCCUCCAAAGAUUCCCCCCUACUCUAAGCUGCAGGACCUGGCUAGCUCAGCAGGCAGUUCCUCUGGCUCCUGCCUGACCCCCAGCCCUGCCCCAUUACUCAACGUGAACUCUUCGGCCUGCUUCUCAAGCUCUGGGAUAGGGUUGGGGCCCCGGCAGGUCUCUUCACUCGGAGUUGAAGGGAGCGGAGGAAGCACCUCUCCCCUGCUCUACCCUCGUCUGUCUGGGCUGCAUCGGAGCAUGGAGUCGUUGCCCCUCCAAAUGAGUCUGGCUCCAGAGCCCCAGGAGAGGGAGAAGGUUAGAGAGCGGGAGAGUUUGGUGAGAGGCUACACCACCAUAGAGUCCAGAGACAAAGAAAGACAGGAAGACAGAGGCCCUCCUGCCAGCUGGAGCUCUGGAAGUAAAGUCACGCUGACUCUCACAGACAGUUCUCAGAGAGACAGAAACACACUGCCAAAGAAAGGUUUAAGUUUCAGCGGUGCCUCCCAGGUUGAGGAGGAAGGGAAGGAGAAAGGAGAGAGGAGACACUCUCACACUAUUCUCAGUAUGACCGAUUCGCUCACUCUUCCACUGAUGUCCUCACCCACCUCCCUGCCCCGCACCUCUAAAACCAGUCUGGUACCCAGCCCUGUCGGCGGUCCUCCAAGGAUGACUCGAUCCAACAGCAUCCCAACACACGAUGCCUCCAUGGAGCUGUACGGGGCGUCUCCACUGGGCAGCACUCUGUCGCUGGCCGAGCGUCCCCGCAGCAUGGGAAUGGUUCGCUCCGGAUCCUUCAGGGACAAAGAGCCAGAUGAAGUCCAUGGGUCUGUACUCUCCCUGGCAUCCAACGCCUCGUCGAGCUACUCCUCGGUGAGUGUGGGCGGCAUGCAGACUCAGGCUGAGGAAAGGAUUCAGGGAGAGCAAAUCCGCAAGCUGAGGAGAGAGCUGGAGUCGUCCCAGGAGAAGGUGUCUAACCUGACCACACAGCUGACAGCAAACCAGGCAAAUCUGGUGGCUGCAUUUGAGCAAAGUUUGGCAUUGAUGACAACACGACUUCAGAGUCUGUCAAUAAGCCAUGAGCAGAAGGAUUCAGAGCUGCUGGAGCUGCGGGAGACCAUCGAGUCCCUGAAGGCCAGGAAUGAAGAGGCCCAGGCUGUCAUACAUGGAGCUUUAAACACCCCAGAUAACAUGAAAGACCUGCGAAUUCGACGUCAGAACUCAUGUGAGAGCAUCUCGAGUCUUAACAGCCUGACAAGUAUGUCGAGCAUUGGCAGCUUGAAGGACCAAGAUGCCAAGAAGAAGAAGAAAAAGAGCUGGCUGCGGAGCUCCUUCAACAAGGCAUUUAGCAUUAAGAAAGGUUCCAAAACCUACUCGGACAUCGAGGAAAUCGCCACGCCGGAUUCCUCAGCUCCCAAUUCCCCAAAGAUGCCUCAUGAGGGGGGAGAAGGAGGGGAGAACGAGCUCUCAUCCCUCAAAACCUCAGCUUCUGCCACCUCCUCUGUCAUCAUGGAGACUACAGAAGAGGGGGACAAUGAGGAAACGGCGGUAUCAGAUCUACGCUCAGAACUCUGGGUGAAAGAGAGGGAACUGACAGACAUCCGACUGGAGGCCUUAAACUCCGCUCACCAGCUGGAGCAGCUCAGAGAAGCCAUGAACAACAUGCAGUCAACGGUGGAGAAUUUGAAGGCAGAGAAUGACCAUCUGAAAACAGGAAGUCAGCUCAAUCUCCCAGGUUCUGGUCCCACCUCCUCCACCUCCCAGCCUUCAGGCCUGGCCUCUCUCUUGGGGCCCUCGCUGAGGCAGCCGAUGAGCAUGUCCCUCACCAAGUCCUUCAGCCUCAGUCUGAAUGACUGUAAAGAUCCAGACGUGUCUCCAGUUGAAAUGCUAAGUGUAUCCUCCCAGCGGGAUGAGGUGUCUGCACGAGUACUGGUCCGGAUUGGAGAUCAACCAGAGGACAGUAAACAGCAGCAGGAGUAUUACUUGGGCUCAGUGCCCGUCAAUGCAAGGACUGACUGGGCCUGUCUCGACUCUCUCAUAGCUAAGAUCUUCAAAGACUAUCUAACUCAAGUGGACCCGACAGCCAGCCUGGGUCUGUCCUGUGAUUCGCUGCAUACGUACCAGCUGACCCAAGGAGGGCAGAGGGUGAUAGGAGGGGACAAACCUCAAGCCUCACCGUAUCGUUGUCUCAGCAGUGGUUCAGCUCGAAUAUUUGUCACCUUGAAAGGUCUUAGAGAAAAAUGUGUUGACUCACUGGUGUUUGAGACUCUGAUUCCUAAGCCCAUGAUGCUGCACUACAUCAGCCUGCUGCUGAAGCACAGGCGUCUGGUUCUGUCUGGGCCCAGUGGGACAGGAAAGACUUACCUAGCUCAGCGUCUGGCCCACUACCUCCUGCAGCGCAGCCGCACCGACUCUUCCGAGGCCGACCACGAGACCUGUCUCCUGGGUCGCAGCGCCGCUGUCACCUUCAACAUGCACCGUCAGUCGCAGAAGGAUUUGCAGUUGUAUCUGUCCAACCUGGCGAAUCAGAUUGACAGAGAGAGUGGAGGAGAGAUGCCACUGGUCGUUAUCAUAGAUGACAUCAGUGAUUCUGCAGCCAUCACAGAGCUUGUUAACGGAGCGCUCACCUGCAAGUAUCACAAAUGUCCAUACAUCAUUGGCACGACUAAUCAGCCAGUGAAGAUGUCAUCCAACCACGGACUGCACCUCAGCUUCAGGAUGGUGAUGUUCUCCAACAACGUGGAACCAGCAAAUGGGUUCCUGCUGAGGUACCUGCACCGUAAAGCUGUGGAGGCCUACCAGGAGGAGGAGAAGGACUCCACAUGCCACCAAGCUCUCCUCCGCGUACUCGACUGGGUCCCUCAACUCUGGUACCACCUCCACGCGUUUCUGGAGAAACACAGCACUUCAGACUUCCUUAUAGGUCCCUGCUUCUUCCUGUCCUGCCCAGUAUCAGUGGCAGAGUUCAGGCAGUGGUUUAUUGACCUGUGGAACCACUCCAUCAUACCGUACCUCCAAGAGGGAGCCAAAGACGGCAUCAAGGUCCACGGGCAGAAGGCAGUAUGGGAGGAUCCAGUGGAGUGGGUGAGAGGCACCCUCCCUUGGCCCAAUGCACAGCAAGACCAGUCCAGACUCUUUCACCUACCUCCCCCCAGCAUAGGUGCAGCCAGUGAGGAGAAGAAGCCCCCCAAAGAUACACCUCCACCCAGCACACUGGAGUCAGACCCGCUGAUGGCCAUGCUGCUGAAGCUGCAGGAGUCGGCCAACUACAUCGAGUCUCCAGAGCGGGACGGCAGUCUGGAUCCCAGUCUGCAGGCUACACUCUGAGGAUAACAUCUGACUGUCAGUCGAGCUAUGGAACUAUGGACUCUUUAUUACGGCUGACACAGCGAAUGCAGUCCCAAUGAGACUUUAAAGACUCGAUAAUGAACUUAACUGUGUGCUCAGUGAGCAGUUACAAAGCUAAAUGUAAAGGAUCUAGAGAGAGAGAGAGUGAAUAUGGACGAAGGGUUUGCUCUGCCCUGGUAUUACGACAUUGGAAAGACAAUUCAACUGCUUUCAUAGGAAGCUGUGAUGAUCAUGUCAGGGAAAGAUAUUGAUUUGUCUCUUCUCUGCCCCCAGUUUGUCCCAGAUAGGUUAUUGUUGAAUCUGCAAGUGCAUGGUAACCGGAAUAGUAUGAUGCAAAAUAUUACCUAUAAUCCUACUGAUCAAGACCCAUUUGUUCCCUUUUCUUUUGUUUGUGUUUGACUACCACAACUUUCACUACAACUAUUGGUGCUUACUGGUUUUUCUUAGAAGGCACGUGCUUCAUUUCCGAAUGAAAUUCACCUCAGAAGUAAAAGAGUCUGAUUUCCCCAAAAGUCAGAGCAUCACUCAACAACAGCCAAAAAAAUGCACUUUAUUUUCUACACGUGGUAAUUGGAUUUAAGGCGGCUGUGUCAGUGACUGUGCAUCAAAUGGGGGGGUCGGACUAUCGGUUUGGCCAAAUCAUUAGCAGUUCAUUAAAAAUUCCUCUAGAUGGCAGCAUCCAGUAACUCCUGCCUCAGUGCCCUCCUGGUGUGCUUUUUGUCUUAUCAAAGGUGCUCGGUAAAAUAUAACACACACUCAGUAACACAACAACAAAAAUUGCCUUGAAUGUUUUUUUUCUUUUCUUUUCGGUGCAGCCGUUGAGUCAUUCGUGGAGCAAGUGUCACACCUGUGAAGGUGUAGGAGUAACAUGCAUGGGUGAAUGAUGAAUUGAAAAAUGAAUCAGUUUCAGGGUCAGUCUGUGCAGUAAAAUGUCAUCGUCAGUUGACUCAGUAGCCAGUGGUUUACUCCAGUAAAUACACUGAUCCUAACCACAGACAUUGACCCCAGACUCAACAUAGUGUAUUGUAAACACACAAGAGAAAACUCAAAAACUGCUUGUUUAUCUAGUCUGCCAAAACGGCCUACCAUUUCUGGCUAUGCUUGCUUCUAUCCUGUAUUUAGAUAUCAGUUUUAAAACACAAACUUCUCUUGUGAUUGCUGAAGAUACAGCUUUGAAAAUCUUGAUUUUGUAGGUUUUUAUACUGAGUCAUCUUCACUGAGCAUCUGCAUACAAUUAUCACCUAGUAUAUAUAUAUAUGCAUCCAACAUGCCGUUAUCAGCAAGAGCAGACAGCGUAAAUGAGUACUUCCAUCGUCACUGUUUCAUUUCUCAUUCAUAAUCUUACUGGAGGAAGAGGGUGAACAUGAGUGAAAAAAUCUGCCAUCGAGCGAUAAGAAAAUGUACAAAAACCAUUUCCUUCCUCAUUGCAUUUGCUCUCUGUAUCUUUUCACGAGAGUUUUGAAUAGUAUGAAUUGGUUGAAUCUCAAUUUAAAGUGGCUUCCUCUCAUUGCUUUCCUUCAUUCUUUUGCACAUAAUAUAUGAUAGAAAGUAUUAGAUUACAACGAGUAUUUAUUGCUCACAUCCUGACUGUUCAUAUGAAGGAAAUCAGCAAAAAAAAAAAAAAAAAAAAAAGGUGUGUUAAAGGAGGAAGCUGUAGGUAGUAGAGAUACACUUAAACCUCUUAGCUCUGUGCCCCUUGACCCUGAAGUACCUCAGACUGCCAUAUUCUGUCCAGAUGUUCCUCUACUUUUCAAGCAGCCGAGUGCUGGUGGAAAGUAGAGACAUGAUGCCUAAGUCUUAUCUGUGCCUGAAACACAAUUUGGCCUAAAGCUGCUUUCGAGCUGCUUUAAUCUACCACACGGAGGCCUCGAUUCACUUCCUCUCACCUACUCUGAUGUCACUUAAAUGUCGUCACCUUGAUGCCCCCGCAUUUGGGUGGAGAGUGGGUUAUUGAUUUGGGCCUAUUGCUGGUAGUUAAGGUAACGUGUGUGUCAGUUAACUCUGCAGUAGAUGAGAAUGUGUAUCAUGAGUGUGUGUGAUUUGACACCAUCUACAUAAACUUCAAGUGUGAAAGACUGGACAUCUUUGAGACAGUUGCCUGCGAGUGGGAAGCAGCAUAAGAACAGAUAUUAGCCUGGAGAUGUAAUGUCGAUGCAUGUAUCCCUUGUGUGCUCCCAAAGUUUUGCUUCAUUGGACCUACCACACUUAAACCUUAUCACGGGAGGGAUUUUUAAUAACUGGAUAUCUUCCUUUUUUGCAUUGUUUUUAAGGGCAGACAUUUGUUGUUUUGUUUUUUUUCUUAUGCAAAUAUUUGUAAAGGUUUCUUUCUCUUUUGUACAUGACAUCACUAUUGUAAACACUGUAAAUAGUCAGUGCAUCUGCGACAACAAUCACUAAAAAAAAAAAAGAAAAAGUAGAGGUCUAAGAGAAGGCAUGGCUCCUGUAUGCAGAAAACGGGCGUUCUCAGUGGUUUUAUUGUCUUCCUCCAAUAGGAAGGAGCACUUGGCUUAAAAGGGGACCUAAUAAUGGUUGUAUGGCAUGUCUCUAUAACCACAUCAAAUCCCAUAUGUCUAACAUUGAGCAAUGGACACAAUAAAAUCAUGCCAUUCUUCACAUCA
Messenger RNA from Seriola dumerili (greater amberjack), 7486 nucleotides. RefSeq names its product neuron navigator 1-like (gene nav1a). Gene Ontology annotation, molecular function: ATP hydrolysis activity. The transcript has 27 exons. Bases 102 to 4847 code for a protein of 1581 amino acids. NCBI's taxonomy places the organism in Eukaryota, Metazoa, Chordata, Actinopteri, Carangiformes, Carangidae. Gene Ontology annotation, biological process: neurogenesis; neuron migration; nervous system development. Gene Ontology annotation, cellular component: axon initial segment; microtubule cytoskeleton. The record is from RefSeq and is a predicted model, not a curated record.